GUCAGCCAAGCACAACAUCAGCCAACCAUAGAUCUGCAAUUGAUUGUCACAUUAGAAGACCAAUGUUUACAUCCACUGAACCAGACCCCAUACAUCAAAUCACUUCGCAGAGGCCAAGACAUUUCCUCGGAAGGACUGCAAACCGUGAUUACUAUCUCCCAAAGGAUCCGGUACCAUGCGUUUGAUCAGAAGAUCGAUCAUCUGAUCCAGAAGGUACAGGUUAUUGAUUUUAUGGAUGGGGUUAUGAUCCAGAAGGCAUUGUAG
Messenger RNA from Penicillium antarcticum, 264 nucleotides. RefSeq lists its product as uncharacterized. The annotation marks the transcript as partial. Lineage: Eukaryota; Fungi; Ascomycota; Eurotiomycetes; Eurotiales; Aspergillaceae. The record is from RefSeq and is a predicted model, not a curated record. The transcript has 2 exons.